CACUCCUGCCGGCUGCUCAGCGCACUGCUCGAUGCUCAGGCUCGGAUGUAGAAGCUGACAGGCUGACCUCGCUUCAUGAGUUUUUGUAGUUUAGGUGGAUCACAGUGUCACCAAACGAGAGACGGACAGCACAGCUCGGAAAGAUGCUUUGGUUUGAGGGCUCCAUUCCUGAUGCCAUUAACUUAGCUAAACAGCGGGGCUCAGUCUUCGUCGUUGUCAUUACAGACCAAGACGACCAGUCCGCACAGCUGAUCUCCAGCUGGGAGGAUGACACGGUGUCGGAAGAAGCAGAGAACUGUUGUGUGGCGAUCCAAGUCGAUGCCAAGAGCGAGCCGUGUGUGCAGUUCUCUCAGAUCUAUCCAGUGGUGUGCGUACCCUCCAGCUUCUUCAUCGGGGAGAAUGGGAUCCCCCUGGAAGUCAUCGCUGGCAGUGUGUCUGCUGAAGAACUGCUGAAAAGAUUCAGCAGAGUUAAGCAGAUGCAUGCUCAGCAGAUUGGAGGUGGGGCAGUGUUACUAGAGGCAAGCGGUCCUGUGGAGGCCAGCCCACUUGAUGGCACAGCUCCAGUCCCAGCUCCAGCAAUGCCUGUUCGGUCAGACACAGAAUCUGCAGCAGUACCACAAACUGCAAAAGCAUCCCUCUCCAACACAGUAGCUGAUAGCAGCCUUCCAGCCACAGUGACUCCUGCAGAGAAUGCAUCUUCAGAUCAUGCUGCUGAGAGUGAAGGCAACCUGGAGGCUACGGUGGAAAGGUUAACCAAGAAACUGGAGGAGAGGCGAGGACAAAAGAAGAAAGGAGAAGAAGAGAAGGCGAUCAAAGCAGAAGUAGAGCGGCGGAAGAUGGGAAAGGACGUGCUGGACCUGAAGAAGAAACAGGAAGGGGACAGGACCAAGCGACUCCUGGAUGAAAGGAACAAGGAGAAGGCUGAGGAGAAGGCUGCCAGGGACCGUGUCAAACAGCAGAUUGCCUUGGUAAGCUCAUCUGUGUCUCAUGUCUGCCCUACCUAAAGAGCACAGCUCGCAGGAUUAAAGGUGCAAGUGAAGAGCAGUCGUCACGCUACAGCAGGGGUAUUCAAGUAAAUGUCCAAAAGGUCCAGAUUGACAAAAUCUCCUCGUACAAAGGUCCAGAACAUUACAAUAAUAUCUAACUUGCGCUAUUUAGUGCCAUAUAAAAACUAUGAUCAAUUUCCAUAAUGGGAAAUCGUAGUGAACAGAGUUCAGUCAGCGGGCAGUUUGUCUCAGAUGUUCACAGACUGGCCAUUAUUAAAGACACAAAAUAUAAAAAUACAAAAAGUCUCCAGCUCAAUUCAGGGCCUUCUGGCUACUGCUGUUAUCAGUAAUAGUAAAUGGUAAACAGACUGUACUUGUAUCGUGCUUUCUGACACUCAAAGCUCUUUAACACGACAUGUCAUCAUCCACCCAUUCACACACUGAUGACAGGACUACCAUGCAAGGUACCACCUGCCCAUCAGGACUAACUAACAGUCAUACAACAUUCACACACAGCAGGCACAGCUAUGGGUAUUUUUGGGGUUCCGUGUCUUGCCCAAGGACACAUUGACUAGAGGAGCUCCUUCAAUCCUCUGGCUGAAGGACGAGCCUGCUCUCCACUGAGCCACGGUCACACGUUCAGAAAUAUUCCACAUUUUCUGGGGAAAAACACAAAUAAAUAUAUACAGUGGGAACGGAAAGUAUUCAGACCCCUUUAAAUUUUUCACUCUUUCA
Anarrhichthys ocellatus (wolf-eel) is the source of this 1721-nucleotide messenger RNA. It is a transcript of the gene ubxn4, whose product is annotated as UBX domain protein 4. Lineage: Eukaryota; Metazoa; Chordata; Actinopteri; Perciformes; Anarhichadidae. Bases 144 to 1004 code for a protein of 286 amino acids. Gene Ontology annotation, cellular component: endoplasmic reticulum. Gene Ontology annotation, biological process: ERAD pathway. The record is from RefSeq and is a predicted model, not a curated record. The transcript is spliced from 8 exons.